This is a messenger RNA of Neohortaea acidophila, 711 nucleotides long. RefSeq lists its product as uncharacterized. The transcript is spliced from 2 exons. The record is from RefSeq and is a predicted model, not a curated record. NCBI's taxonomy places the organism in Eukaryota, Fungi, Ascomycota, Dothideomycetes, Mycosphaerellales, Teratosphaeriaceae. The coding region runs from base 1 to 711 and encodes 236 amino acids.
AUGACUUCCAACAGACCUGUCGCCCUCAUCCUCGGCUCCGGCCCCCGAGUUGGUGCUGCGGUCGCGAAGAAAUUUGCCACUACAGGCUAUUCGGUCGCCAUCGUUUCUCGCAAGGCCACGGAGACCAAAGACGCCCACGGGGUUCUAUCGAUCAAGGCCGAUUUGUCUGACCCUUCAUCGGUUCCCAGGGUCUUCGAUGCCGUCAAGAGGGAAUUUCAGAGCGCGCCGAGCGUCGUCGUUUACAACGGAGCCGCGUUCACGCCACCUCAGGGCGACGAUCUGUUUUCCAUUUCGGCGGAGCAACUUGCCUCCGACCUCAACACCAACACCGUGUCCGUCUGGGCCGCAGCUCAACAAGCCGUCAAAGGCUGGGACACGCUCACGCAUCACGCCCACAAAGUCUUCAUCUACACGGGCAACAAGCAGAACACGGGGAUUGGCCCGAUCUUGCUCACGGCAACCUUGGGUGUAGGCAAGUCGGCAUCCGCGCACCUGAUUGGUACCGCGGACGGUCGCUAUUCCAAGCUUGGCUAUCGGUGGGUUCGACGCUUCUUCUUUUACGCGGACGAGCGCACUGCUGAUGGUGGCCCGAAGGCCAUGCAGCUGGAUGGUGACGCGCAUGCCGAAUUCUUCGCCCAGCUCGCGAGGGGAGAGGGAGAUGUGCCAUGGCAUGCGACCUUUGUCAAAGGCAAGGGCUACGUCAAGUUUUAG